Emiliania huxleyi CCMP1516 is the source of this 1653-nucleotide messenger RNA. RefSeq lists its product as hypothetical. Gene Ontology annotation, molecular function: protein binding. NCBI's taxonomy places the organism in Eukaryota, Haptophyta, Isochrysidales, Noelaerhabdaceae. The transcript has a single exon. The record is from RefSeq and is a predicted model, not a curated record. The annotation marks the transcript as partial.
AUGGCGUCCGCCGCCCGCAAGCGCGCCCGCACCGGCGGCGGCGGCGAGGAGGAAGACGAGGAGCCCGUGCCGGUCGCGGAUGGCUUCGAGGCGCCCAUCUUUGGCGCGCGCGUCGUCGGCCAGGUCACCACGCCCACGCUCGAGGGCGAGGACGGCCCUCUAUCGCUCGGUCCGGUUGGCGUCGCGAGCGACCACGCGGGCGCCUGGUACGUCGCUACCAAGGACUCGCUGCUGCAAGUGAAGCCUUCUACUUGCCGCGUGGCAGCCUUGCCGGCAAGUGAAGCCUUCUACACCGUUGCUGCCAGCCCAGACGGGAGCGCGGUGUUUGUGGCGGACUCCAGCGGCAACCAGAUUCGGCGGGUGGAGGUGGCGACUGGCGCUGUGACCACGCUCGCGGGCAGUGGCGAGAAUGGCGACGCGGAUGGCGUGGGCGAGGCGGCGCAGCUCUGCUACCCAGCCGGCAUCGCCGUCAGCCCAGACGGCAGCGCCCUUUUUGUGGCGGACGUCGACAACCACAAGAUCCGGCGGGUGGAGGUGGCGACUGGCGCGGUGACAACGAUCGCUGGCAGCGGCGACGCGGGCGACACGGAUGGCGUGGGCGAAGCGGCGCAGUUCAGCUACCCCUACGGAGUCGCCAUCAGCCCAGAUAGCAGCGGACUGUUUGUGGGGGACUGCAGCAACCACAAAAUCCGGCGGGUUGAGGUGGCGACGGGCGCAGUGACAACGUUCGCUGGACGCGGCGACGAGGGCGACGCGGAUGGCGUGGGCGACGCGGCGCAGUUUGCCAGCCCCUACGGAGUCGCCAUCAGCCCCGACGGCGGCGCGCUGUUUGUGGCGGACAGCGGCAACGACAAGAUCCGGCGGGUUGAGGUGGCGACGGGAGAGGUGACGACUGUCGCGGGCAGUGGCACUGCUGGCAGCGCUGACGGCGUGGGCGACGCGGCGGGGUUCGCCAGCCCAGUCGAAGUCGCCAUCAGCCCCGACGGCAGCACGCUGUUGGUCGCGGAUGGCGACCUCCGCCAUGUCUGCGUGGCGGCGCCUCCUCCGCCUCCCUCCUUUGCCCCGAUCGUCGUUCCGCCCUCCACCUUCUCCGCCGACAUGGCGAAGACGUGGGGCGACGCCACCCUCCCGCAGGGCAUGGUUACCUUCCUGGUCGGCGACGACGAGGAGCGCAUCGAGCACGUGAGCAAGAACAACCUCUGCGCCCGGUCCCCGGUCUUUCGGACCAUGUUUGGCAUCGGCAUGAAGGAGCGCGACGCCGCCGAGGUCACGGUGUCCCACACCGACCUCGCCAGCUUCACUGCCCUCGUCCGCUACCUCCUCACCGACCAGUUCAACCUCGGCGAGGAGGAGGGCAGGGCGCAGCGCGCGCUCGACCUGCGGGAGCUGGCGCAGAUGUACCAGGUGCCGCGCCUCGAGCUGCUCUGCGCGCAGGCGCUGCAGGAGAGCGUCGGGCCGGCGACUGCCGUGCCGCUGCUCGAGGCGGCGCACACGACGGGCGACGGGCGCCUCCUCGCGCAGUGCCGCCGCUACGUGGCCGACCACGCCGCCGAGGUGCGGGCGAGCGGCGGCGUGGAGCAGCUGCGCGACUUUGGCGUGGCCAAGGGGCUGCUCGGCGACGCGCUCGACCAGGUGGCGGAGCUCAAGGGGACG